Messenger RNA from Amphibalanus amphitrite, 1474 nucleotides. RefSeq lists its product as uncharacterized. The record is from RefSeq and is a predicted model, not a curated record. Lineage: Eukaryota; Metazoa; Arthropoda; Thecostraca; Balanomorpha; Balanidae. The transcript is spliced from 2 exons. The coding region runs from base 239 to 1465 and encodes 408 amino acids.
GUUUCGACGGUCGUCGACGUGGCCUGAGAAAUGUGAUGUGGUGCGCAGGAAUCGUCUGAUUCAAUAUAUACGCAUUGAAAUGGCUUGAGCCACGUGUCUCCAGGUCUGUGUCGGAGAUUUUUCGGAUUUAUUUGAGAGUUGAGAGUUGAGUCAAGUUGAAUUGUCAACAUUUUGGUGCCGAAACUGCCCGGGAAUAUUUACUGAGUUGUUCUUUCCCGUUUCCAGUCUGAUAUCGAGUAUGGCGGAGAUAGAGCGCUUGAAGCGUUCGAGGAACGCCGCCCGAGGGUGGCUGAAUCGUGCAGGCGAGUCCCUGAGCGCCGCGCUGACAAGCAAAGAUGCAAAGCAAAGUGACGCACAGACAAGCAAAGAUGUGGAUCUUUUUGAACUGGAAACCAUGCUUGCUCUCUUUGAUAGGAGGAUGUGUAACUUUGAAGCCGCGCAGGCGGCUCUUGAGUCGGAACAAUCUGAGGAGGACACCCUGUCCGACCAGUCUUCAGGGUCGUUGGACCAGUUGAUCAUGUUGAGAGCGAGGGCCAUGAAACUGCUGGCAGUCCACCAAGCAGCACCAGCUUCUGGUGCUGGGAUCCGAGGUGAGACCCCCAAGCUACCGAGGUUGGACCUGCCCCGUUUCUCUGGAAAACCCCAAGAUUGGCCUGCAUUUUGGGAGGCGUUUUGUGUCGCAGUACAUGAUUCGAAGUUAGCAGAUGUCACAAAGCUCACCUAUCUGAGAACGUUGCUGGAUGGUGAGGCGAAGAGAUGCGUGGAGGGGCUCGCAUUGAGUAGCGAGAGUUACAAGAUAACAUGUGAUCUUCUGCAAGAGCGGUUUGGACGCAAGGAUUUAAUAAUAUUUUCUCAUGUGCAAGCUCUCCUCAACCUUGAUCCUAUUCCUUUGGACAAGCUCCGUGACCUAGUAGAUAUCCUCCUCAUCCACAUCAGAAGCCUGGAAGCCCUCGGCAUUACAGGAGAGUCCUAUGGUGUCCUUCUAAAUCCUAUCAUCCUUUCCCGACUACCCAAUGCUGUCCGCCUGGAGUGGGCCCGUGAAGCCGAAGAGAAGGAGGCUGAUCUUGAUCAUCUCAUCGGGUUCCUGACGAGGGAGGUGGAGCGGCGAGGUCGCUCUGGUGUCUACGUGGGACUGGCUGGUGCUGGAGCAUCAUCUUCAUCUUCACGAGCCAGUGGUGCCGGCGCUUCUUCACGGGCUGGUGGUGCCGGAGUCUCCGCUCGGGCUGGCAGUGCCGGCGGUUCUUCAUCUUCGAGAGGUGGGGGCAGCCACCCUGCUGUCACUAGCCGGCGCUCGUCUGUGUACACGGAGGCGCGGGGCACCGGCCCUGGUCUACCCUCCGGGGCAGCUCUGCACUCAUCUGAGCUUAAGUGCUCUUUCUGCGAACCUCAGAGCUGUGGCGGUUCCAGCCAUAUGUGCCCCCCUCGCGCGUCCACUUCUGCCGGCCUCUGUUCUGGAUCAGCUUGAUGGUGUAGU